AUGGCGUCGCUCCAGGUUAGGGGACCAGACUCCUCAGUCUCAAAGCAAAAAGCAAUCGACGAUGCAAAGAAAAUGCAAAAGCUCGUCACUGAGCAGAGCUCCAAGGAAGGAAAAGACCCUCCCCCGUAUCGCCUUUCGGAGCUUAUCGGCAAGGGUAGUUUUGGGCGAGUAUACAAAGCCACUUCUCUAACAACGAACAAACUUGUUGCUGUCAAGAUUAUCGACAUCGAGGAGAGUGAUACUGUCAACCCUCGACUUGCCGAUACUUACAACGAUUUGCUCAAAGAGAUUGGUGCCCUACAACUUCUCAGUGCAAGUGGCGCCAAGAAUAUCAACCAUGUCCUCGACGCUCUCCCUGUUGGACAGUCUAUGUGGAUGAUCACAGAGUAUUGCGCUGGAGGCAGUGUGGCUACACUUAUGAAACCGACCGCGCCUGGUGGCCUGCAGGAGAAAUGGAUUAUUCCCAUUCUUCGUGAAGUGGCCGAGGCUAUUUAUUGGGUUCACGGUCAAGGUAUAAUACACCGAGAUAUCAAGUGUGCAAACAUCCUAGUCACAGAAGAAGGAAACGUUCAACUCUGUGACUUUGGAGUUGCUGGGGUCAUCGAAACCAAAUUCGACAAACGGUCUACUGUUAUUGGCACGCCCCAUUGGAUGGCCCCCGAGCUUUUCGUUUCUUCUGCUUCCUAUGGAACAGAGGUAGAUAUCUGGGCUUUUGGCGCUAUGGUUUAUGAGAUCGCCUCAGGCCUGCCCCCAAGUGUGGCAGCAGGCAUGCUGGACGUCGCCAGGCUAGGGUCCUACCUCAAACACAAUAUUCCUCGUCUUGAGGGUGAUCAAUAUUCUCAAGGCUUGAAGGACCUUGUGGCGUUUUGCUUGGUAAACGACCCCAAGAAACGACCUGCAGUGGAAGAAAUCCAGCAACACAGGUACUUGCACAACACACAGGAUUUGUAUCCUUCAUCGGACCUGGGACAUUUGGUUAGAGGCUACAAAGUCUGGGAGGCACAGGGUGGUGUUCGCAAGUCCCUCUUCUCUGCAGGGGGAGCUCAAGGUCCUUCUGAUCUCGGCUUCCAGGCCUUCGGCAACGACGAGUGGAACUUCAGUACAACUGCUGCGUUCGACCAACAAGUUCUUCAGAACGGUGAUGUCCAGGCAGUUUUUGAUGUUUACGGCUCCAAUGUCGAUUUCAAGCAGGACGGGUUUGACGAUGCUUCUCGAACUCAGAAGCCAAAAGCACGUCGACGUCCGCCGCCUCAUCUCCCUUCUGUCAAGGCUCCCCUGGAGAAGCUCUUUGACCCGAACACGAUAUCGAAUUACGAAGACAAUUCGCGAGCAUACUAUGGACGCCCUUUUCUUCCAACAGUCGAUUUCACCCCUCCCCCUCCACUUCCUGCUCCUCCAGCUUCCGAUCUGCCCUUGCGGGACGACUCGUCGCAAUCUCCUGGUGUAAGAGAAUCUCUGAUUGACCUCGACAUGUCUUUAGAUGGUAGCAACCUCUCUGAAUUUGUCGAUCUGAAUACUAUCAGGGCAGGAGACCCAAGAGCAUCUACCGAUUACGAUUUUGGUGACGUUUCUUAUAACAAGCCACCACUCAGUGACCCAGCAGAUAUGAGCAACAAUCGCAGAACACGAGACUGGAAGUUUCCCUCCAUGGAUCCGCCCCCGCCUGCGUCCGCAAACCCAGAAAUGUUCAGGUUUCCCUUCAAUGAUGAACAGGGGCCAAGCACCAGUCGUCUUAUUCACCCUCCUACGGAACCGAUUCAACCUUCAGCUCAUUUCGACGAUCUUGCUGUGCCCUCUCCAGGAAACAACCGAGUAUCAACAGGCAGUCUUAUUGACUUGGACAUGAGUCUAGCUGAUCCCAUUCCCAUGGGCGAUUAUACCAGGCCUUCCACAUCACACUCUGAUGUGGGAUCCUUGGCCGGCUCAGAGCUUGGUGGCGCAGACCCAUUCCAACUGGAAAAGCACGCCUCUCUUUAUAUUAUGCCCAACGGUAUACGGGAGCCUUCUAUCUAUGUUUCCGAUGAUUCUGAUUUUGCAAAUGCUGUUGCGGACCUUUCUCUCAACAAUACUCAACGUCAUGAUCCUCAAAUGAGCUACCAGCAGACUCAAGUUCCUCUAUUCCAGCAGCGAUUGGCCCAGCCUCAAACUCCCCAGACGAAUGGGAACGCCAUGACCGAGAGACCGUACUCCCUGAGCGAGUUUGCUGAUACCGAUCCUGAAUCGUUCACCCCUCAUACGCUAGCUGCCCCUGAGCUUCCGCUUCAGCCUCCACUUCAGCCUCAAAUGGAUCGCUCACCUGUGCGGGACGACUACCCCCGUUCUUACCAGCAGCAGCCAUUCCUCCCGCCUGCGCCCACUGCGCCCUCGCCUCAGGUCAUGGAAGGCCAGGCCUCGUCAGAACACGUUAAGGAGGAGCUCCGACGUAUGGCCAUGAGCCUGAGCGACCAUCUCAGUCAGGCAAAUACUUACCUGUCGGGCCUACCACUCAGGAGAGCAAGUACGACUAGGGUUGAGUCUGUCGAAACACCUUAA
Fusarium sp. VM40 is the source of this 2532-nucleotide messenger RNA. The record is from the annotation of a GenBank genome assembly. NCBI's taxonomy places the organism in Eukaryota, Fungi, Ascomycota, Sordariomycetes, Hypocreales, Nectriaceae.